AUGGAUCGAUUCCGAACUACUGCGGGCGAAUAUGAGGACUCGGCCAUCAUGGACGAUCUAAAGGCUGUUGGGUAUCAGGAAAUUACUGGAUUGCAGGAAGCCCAGGCUCGGUCGCCCUUGACGAAAACGCGGUCCAUGUCCGAUGGAGGAGGAACCCCCUCUCGACUCUCUCCCUCACCACGCAUCGUCGAGGCAUCUCGACGGACUUCAAAAGACGACACUAGUAUUCCGACACCUCAGCCAGUGACGCCCCGGCGACCAAACUUUUCCAGCCGUGGCUUUUCCAUACAGAUGCCCCCUCGAGAAUUUACUCCACCAGCCGCGAACUCAUAUGCCAAACCCGCACCUCUAUCACCUAAACUGGACCACUCCCAGAUAUACGCAUCUCCAACCAAUAUACUUCCUCGUCGUUCCCGUGGUCUCGACUUCUCUCGCGCCGCUACCAGCCUGCAUCACUCGACCCUCGCCGAGCAGUCUUCUCCCGAUUCAUCGCCCACCGCUGGUGGCCGGGCUAUGAACAUACCGAGCCGAAGAAGUCAUUAUGCCGGCCCGGAACAAACAUCGACGUCUCUGUGGUCCGUCAUGGGCAACCAGGAAAAGAUGCACAUCAGCAGCUCGCUUGGGAGCCAGGCGAUUGGCUCUGAUUCGUCAAGUACCUCUGAUGACGAUGACCUGAUGGAUGAGGACAUGGACGAGACCUACGUAACAACUCCGCAAGUCCAUAAGAUUGGUCCAAUUCUCGGUCCCCAAGGGUCUGGUGGGACCUUUGGAUCCCCUGCAAUGAGCAGCCUCAUGAGUUUCCAACAGCGACAAAGACCCCGCAAACAAGCCAAGAAGAAGGCUCGUGGGUCCUUGGGACUGGGAUUCAGUGGUGCAUCUCUAUCCAAGUCACCACCAACUAAUUCUUCUCGAGCCCGUCGCGAGAGCAUCAGUUGGCAGGCUAAUCAAUUGCACAUUUCUGGUGCAGAUUCCGAUGAGACACGAGCAAUGGGAGAUGUGGACGGGCUUGGAGAUGGGCAGCGCAAUGUCAUUCGGAGGCCCAAGACAAAAGGAUUCGCGCGCAUUCGUGCUGCGCUCAUGGAAGAGAGCACUCCCGCCGAGUCUGAGUUUCGUCGAGAGGCCGAAGUUGUUAAACAAGUUCGUGAUUGCGAUAUGGAGCUUGAGCCCAGGAUCUCACAACCGGCCUUGGAAUCAACUCAAUCAACAACAGCACCCUCUUCACCCAACUUGACACAGCAAGAAGGCCUGAACGACGUACCCGAGGAUGAUAUCAUGGGCGACAUAUCCGUGGGUCUCUCUAGCAGUUUUAAGCAACAUGCUAUCAAGAACUCCAAAGGGAAGACGUUCUGGGACACCUUUUCUGAGUCGAGUAGCACCGGCGGCGCCAGAACCACACCGCCUCCUGCCGCUUUUCUUCCUCGAGGCUCAUCCUCUGGUAUUAGCGAAGACGUGGCGAUGGACUCACCGUCAGUUGGUGGAGCUACUAAUGGCGGUACUCAACCACCAACUGCUGCAGAAAUAACUAGAAGAAUCAACAGCAAGCGUCGACGGGAUGAUGAUUUUGAUCCUGUUAGCUUCAAACGCCGAGCUGUGAGCCCUGGCAUGAGCGUUCACAAUUCACCAGUCAUGCAGAGUCCACUCCAACGAGAUGGUAUGUCAUGGGGUUCUCGUCCCGGUAGUAACGGCGGCGAUAAGGCUGGCAGUAGUGCACCAAGUGAAGCCGGCAGCACACCAGGAAACCUAUCCGGCAGUAGCUCUGCGGCUGGACGACUAAACAGUAAAGGCCGGGUUGGUUUCCAAGGAAUGAUUGAUACUCACGAUGGGAUCAUGCGUAUGAGCAUAGAGUAG
Fusarium musae is the source of this 1848-nucleotide messenger RNA. RefSeq lists its product as uncharacterized. The record is from RefSeq and is a predicted model, not a curated record. Gene Ontology annotation, cellular component: site of double-strand break. The transcript is spliced from 3 exons. Lineage: Eukaryota; Fungi; Ascomycota; Sordariomycetes; Hypocreales; Nectriaceae. Bases 1 to 1848 code for a protein of 615 amino acids.